This is a messenger RNA of Mycena indigotica, 1563 nucleotides long. Its product is annotated as Carboxylic ester hydrolase. The coding region runs from base 1 to 1563 and encodes 520 amino acids. The transcript has 4 exons. Lineage: Eukaryota; Fungi; Basidiomycota; Agaricomycetes; Agaricales; Mycenaceae. The record is from RefSeq and is a predicted model, not a curated record.
AUGUUACUCCCUCUCCGUGGCGCACUCGCAGCUCUCGUCGCCUCUGAGAAGAGGGACGACCUGCUCUCCCCUCAGAGCCGUUGCGCUGCCCUCCAGACCACCCUUAAGCUGGCGAAUACCCAAAUACUUAACGUCACCUACAUUCCUGGGCCAACGACGGUCUCAACACCGGGCUCUUGCGUCAGCUCCGCGGCGGUCAACAAUGCUCCGCUCUGUCGUGUGCAGUUCGUGACGAACACAACUUCUACUUCCGCGCUACAUGGCGAGGCAUGGCUACCUGAUGUGUGGUAUGGUCGCUUCUUGGGUUUGGGCAAUGCACAAGUGGGCGGAUGCGUUGACUACACCAAUCUCGACUAUGCCACAAGCCUCCACUUUGCCGUGAUAAGCACUGACAAUGGUCACGACGGGCUGACAGGGUUGCCCUUCCUCAACCACCCUGAGGUCAUCAACGACUUUGGUUUCCGCUCCGUCCAUACCGAGGCCAUCUUGGGCAAGCAGAUCGUCCAGAAAUAUUACAGUCGAGCUCCUGCGAAAUCGUACUAUAUGGGCUGCUCGACCGGAGGAAGACAGGGAAUUCAAGAAGCCCUGAAGUACCCCAACGACUUCGAUGGUAUUGUCGCUGGUUCACCCGCCACCGACUGGAACAACCUCCUUGGCUGGGCCGGCAUGGUUUCCAAGGCUGUUGGCGCUCCUGCAGGUGCUGCUUCUCCGAGCUUCCUGACGACGGCAGAUUGGGCGCUAGUGACAGCCGAAGCGUUGAAGCAGUGCGACGGCCUCGACGGACUCGUGGAUGGCAUCAUUAACGAGCCGAACGACUGCAAGUUCGACCCGACCCCGCUCUUGUGCGCCGGAGACAAGACGGCCACCUGCUUGACCGCAGCGCAGGUCACCGCCGUUAAGAAUGUGUUCUCGCCGCUUCGUGACUCAAACGGCGCGUUGAUGUAUCCCCAAUACGAUAUCGGCGCUCAAGCGGAUGGUCUUUACUCGCUUAUUCUCGGCGGAAACUUCUUCUCUUUUACUGCGGAUUGGACACGCUAUGCAGUCAAAAAUGUUACGAGCUUCGACUUCACCAACUACAGCUUAGCGGACAUCAAGCAGUCUAUCCAGAUCAAUCCCGGUAGCACUGCGACAUGGAACGGCGACCUGUCCGCCUUCCGCAGACGAGGGGGCAAGCUUCUGACAUUCCAUGGUCGUCGGGAUCCGCUUAUUCCUUCUUCCAACUCGAAGCGGAUGUAUGACAUGAUUGCCAAAACGCUCAAGACACCCUCUCUUGACGACUUUUACCGCCUUUUCCUGAUCCCUGGCAUGGGCCACUGCACCCGUGGAAUUGACGGGGGCCCGACUGCGUUUGGGCAGGGCCAGUUUCCGGGGACAAACCGUGUCAACGACACCCAACAUAACAUCUUGCUUGCGCUCGUUGAUUGGGUCGAGAAGGGCAAGGCGCCCAACACAAUCACGGGCACGUCUCUCACCGACUUGACCAUGCAAAAGGUCCAUUGUCGCUACCCGAUUGAGAAGAGCGUCUGGGACGGCAGUCAGUGGGUCUGCAAGAAGUGUGCUUGA